This is a messenger RNA of Pieris macdunnoughi, 1389 nucleotides long. The record is from the annotation of a GenBank genome assembly. Lineage: Eukaryota; Metazoa; Arthropoda; Insecta; Lepidoptera; Pieridae.
AUGAAGUGCGUUAUUUUUAUUGCAAUUUUGGCGUUGUAUACAGUUCACGGACUGAAGACCAUUCAGAAAGGCUAUUUUAAUACAAUAUCAGUAGAACCAAUAGAAUACGGAGCAGGUAGAAAUUACUACAACGCUGGAAUUAGAAAAUCCAUCAUUUGCAAGGGUGGUGAUAAAAAUCAAAAGGUGGAAUGGAUAGAUCCCUCAGGCGUGGUUGUUCCUCGAGUUUCAACCAACCGAGUGUUUGUACAGGAGCACUUUGUCCCCUCCUAUAGGGCCAGGGUACCGGCAGCCGUGCUGGUCUUCACCCAUGCAACAGUGGAAGAUAGUGGUAUAUGGGAAUGCCGUGCGGGGGGAAAGAAAAGAGAACUCUCGCUGUGUAUUAUUGAUCCAGCCGAGUUCGUAGAUACGCCGACAGAAGUUACCGUGGACUUGGGCAGGUCCAUAACACUCACCUGCCAAGCACGAGGCGGCCCAGAACCUACACUCGUGUGGUAUAGAAGUGGAGAAAUUGUUGUCGAAGAUAGUGCCUCAUCCAAAUACGUAGUGACUACAAAAUUUAACAGUCAAGGAUUUGAAGGUCUUCUCACCAUCAGAUCGCUUGAAAGAGAGGAUAGUGGUAUCUAUACUUGCUCAGCGAUACAGGCUAGCCCUCAUGACGAAGACUGUACCGCAAACAAGAGUACUAAUAUUACACUUAACAUUAACUAUGCACCUGUAUUCUCUGAUGGCAACGAUACAAAUGUAGUUUUCGUCAAGGAAAAUGAAAAUGCCGAACUAACUUGUUCCGUUGAGGCGUAUCCGGAGCCGACAUAUCGUUGGUUCAAAGAAGUUGGUAGUGAUUUAUCUGAAAUUCCUCAAACUGAAAUAAGGGUAGCCGAGGAUGGCAGCAAGGCUGUUAUAAUUUUAAAAGUGGAGAAGUCACUAUUUGGUCAAAGAUUUGUCUGCCGUGCGACAAAUCAGUAUGGGAAUGUUGAUAAAGUAUUUGCAAUUCAAAAACUGGAAAAGCCACAAGCGCCAAUCGAGCUAAAUAUAAACAAUUCUUCAUACAAUUCAGUACAAUUAAGAGCAACUUGGGAGGAGGAGGCGUUUUAUCAAGUUGCAGGAGUUGAAAUUCAAUACGUGCAAGCCAUUGCUCUUAUAACAUUGCCAAAGCUAGAGGAAGACACGUCAUAUUGGCUGCGUAUUCGCGCAAUCAAUGAAGCCGGAUGGUCCUCUUGGUCCGCACCAGUCAAAGGUGCCACAGAGCUUAAACCGGAAGUGGAGGAUAUUGAGGAAAGCCCUAUAAUUGAGGAAAGUCAUGAUUUUUUCGCGCGUUUAUACGGCCUACUAUUCGCUGGGGGAGUGUUGGUUAUAGCUUUCGGAUCUAUGUUUAUAGUGAGAUUGGUUUAG